AUGAAAGUCACAAUCGAUCUUCGCACCCUGCUCUUCUUGAUCAGCUGCCGCUUUGAAGAAGCUGCAGCUUUUGUAACUUCUUCAUCUUCAAAAGCGAAAAGUAUCAAAAGUAGUAACCCAUCCAUCAGAAUCAGUACAACUACCACGGGCAGCCGUCCCUUCAUCACUGACAGCAAACGGCAACCAUCUUCUGCAAGUCGCACGGCGCUCUACUCCUUUCCACUUAUCCGGAACACCCUCGUUAUAGCUGCAGCGUCCGUCGCAGCAUCCGCGAAGAUUGUCAGCCAAGGUGACGUGGCCAUUGUCGAACGCUUGGGCAAAUUCCAUCAGAUUCUCAAUCCCGGACUCCAUUUUACAAUCCCCUUGGUCGACCGAUUGCGCACCAGGCUGUCUAGAAGAGAACAGGUCUUUGAUAUUCCACCUCAAGAGUGCAUCUCUCUGGAUAAUGCUCCGCUGGCUGCCGAUGCAGUGGUCUACUGGAAAAUGAUAGAUCCAAAUCGGGCCUACUAUUCCGUCAUGAAUUUAGAGCUGGCCAUUCAGAAUCUGGUAUUGACACAGCUGCGGUCCGAGAUUGGAAAACUCUCGUUGGAUGAUACCUUUUCGGCACGAGAGAAGAUUAAUUCCGUUUUACUGAGGGACUUGGAUGUGGCAACCGAACCGUGGGGCAUUCAGAUUACCCGAGUGGAAGUGCGUGACAUCAUUCCCAACAAACAAAUUCUAAAGGCCAUGGAACAGCAAAUGGCGGCGGAACGAACCAAACGAGCGGUGGUCAUUCAGUCGGAAGGUGAAUUGCAACGAUCAGUGAAUGAAGCGGAAGGAAACGCGCAGUCUAAAUUGAUUGAUGCCAGGGCCGCCGCGGGAGCGGUGCGGUUGGAGGCCCAAGCUAAGAAAGAUCAAUUGGAACUGGAAGCUCAAGGAGCUGCACAAGCAAUCAAAGUGCUGAUAGACGUUGUGGGUGGCAAUGCGCAGGAUGCCACCCAAUUUCAAUUGACUCGAGAAUACAUCGAGGCACAGAAAGCUUUGGCGAAUAGCGCGAAUACCAAAAUCAUCUUGUCGCCCGACGCAUUAAGCGGCGCCAUGGUGCAAGCUUUAUCCAACUACGAUGUUGCUGGAAGUGGAAGCAAAGCGUCUCCUUCCAAGUAA
Molecule: messenger RNA, 1143 nt
Organism: Cylindrotheca closterium
Lineage: Eukaryota; Bacillariophyta; Bacillariophyceae; Bacillariales; Bacillariaceae
Source: the annotation of a GenBank genome assembly